AUGACUCUCUUCAACACCAUCCCCAAUGACCUCGACGAGGUCGACGUCAUCAUCGCCGGCGGCGGCACCGCAGGCUGCGUCCUCGCGGCGCGCCUCAGCGACGCAUCGCCCAACACGUCCAUCCUCGUCGUCGAGGGCGGGCGCGACAACCGCGGCGACCCGUCCAUCGUCCACCCCGCGCUGUUCCUCAGCGGCAUCGCGCCCACGAGCAAGACGACGCUCUUCUACAAGGGCGCCGCGGAGCCCAGCCUCGCCGGCAGGGAAAUGGUGGUUCCCUCGGGGGGCGUCCUCGGCGGCGGCUCAUCCAUCAAUCUCCUGACGUACAGCCGCGCGCAAAAGUCCGACCUGGAUGCCUGGGGCACGACCGGGUGGACCGCCGAUGAGCUGGUUCCGUAUAUGAAGAGGUUCGAAACGUACCACGGUCCAGGCAAGGCCGCCACCCACGGCGACAGCGGCCCCUUGCACGUCACCGGCGGCACCUUCACCGCAUCCCAUUCCAAGGCAGACUUCAUCCAGGCGGCCGACAAGCUCGGCUGGCCGCUCUCACGAGACCUACAGGCCGUCGAUGGCAGCGCAUGCUCACCGGGCGCCGUGCAAGCUAACCUGCGCUACAUCGGCGAGGACGGCACGCGCCAGGACGCCGCGCACCGGUACCUGCACCCGCGACUCGACGACGGCGCGCACCCGCAGCUGCGCGUUCUCACAGAGCACCAGGUCGUGCGGGUGCUGUUUGACGGCGAGAAGCGGGCCGUGGGAAUCGAGUGCCAGCGCGAUUCACGGUUCUUGGACGGGGAUGCCGUAGACGGGCCUGCUGCGUCUGCAUCGCCUCGAAUCAUCAUGGCGAGGAGGCUAGUCGUCGUCUCAUGCGGCGCCCUCGGCUCGCCACUCGUCCUGGAGCGCUCUGGCGUGGGUGACCCAGCGGUCCUCAAGCGCGCGGGCGUGCCGCUGGUGGCGGACGUGCCGGGCGUAGGGCUUAACUACAUGGACCAUCACGUCCUUGCGUGUCCGUACCGGUCGAGUCUCGAGCCGGACGAGACUCUCGACGCGCUGUACGCGGGGCGCAUCGACAUGGGCGCGCUCGUGGCGAGGAGGGAUCCGCUGCUGGGCUGGAAUGCGGCGGAUGUGACGUCCAAGCUUCGGCCGUCUGAAGACGACGUUGAUGCGAUGGGUGAGGAGUUUCGAGAUGUAUGGGAUCGAGAUUUCAAGGAGCGGCCGGAUCGACCACUGGCCAUUAUUACGUCGCUCAACUGCUUCCCGGGCGAUCCCAGCACGCUCCCCGUCGCGCAGUUCAUGUCCGCCUCGAGCUUCACCACCUACCCCUACUCACGGGGACACAUCCACAUCACCGGCCCGCGUGCCACCGACCCCCCCGACUUUCGCACCGGUUUCUUCACGGACCCGCACGGCGUCGACGUCAAGAGCUCCAUGUGGGCGUACAAGAAGCAGCGAGAGAUCCUCCGGCGCAUGGCCGUCUACCGCGGAGAGUGGGCGCCGGGCCAUCCGCCUUUUGCCUCCGACUCUCCCGCCGCGUGCGUGGAGCGGGAGGGGCCCAUCGCGGGUGAAGUAAAGAAUAUUGCGUAUACGGCUGAGGAUGACGCCGUGCUGGAGAAGUGGCUGAGGGAGAAUGUGCAGACGACGUGGCACUCGAUGGGGACGUGCAAGAUGGCGCCGCGCGAGGAGAGGGGUGUCGUGGACCCGACGCUGAGUGUCUACGGGGUGCAAAGACUCAAAGUCGUGGAUUUGAGCAUCCCGCCGAGUAACAUCGCGGCGAACACGGGGAGCGCAGCUUUUAUGGUUGGAGAGAAGGCGGCGGACUUGAUCAUCGCCGAGCUGGGCCUUUGA
Messenger RNA from Purpureocillium lilacinum, 1842 nucleotides. RefSeq lists its product as uncharacterized. Gene Ontology annotation, molecular function: flavin adenine dinucleotide binding; oxidoreductase activity, acting on CH-OH group of donors. NCBI's taxonomy places the organism in Eukaryota, Fungi, Ascomycota, Sordariomycetes, Hypocreales, Ophiocordycipitaceae. The record is from RefSeq and is a predicted model, not a curated record.